This is a messenger RNA of Microthlaspi erraticum, 246 nucleotides long. Lineage: Eukaryota; Viridiplantae; Streptophyta; Magnoliopsida; Brassicales; Brassicaceae. The record is from the annotation of a GenBank genome assembly.
AUGUCUUCUCCUUUGGCUUCUCCGUGUGAGGACGGCGUCCCCGCUCCUCCAGCGUCGCCACCACCACCUCUGGUUCCUGCCGGCUUUGAAGAACCGACCUCACAAGCGAUUAACCAGCGAUGGCUUGGCUUCUGGAACCCGUAUACUAUCCUCCAACGUGGGUACAUGCGCCGGCCUUCACGUUACUCCUUUGCUAAUCCACCACCGUGGCAUCAUCAUCUUGCUCGUCCGCAGUAUCCGAGGUGA